AUGAGCACGGCCAGGGCGGUGAGUGGCCUGCUGUUGUACGGAGCGCUGCUCGUGGCCUUCCUGGCCAGCUACGGUGGCGUCAAGCGGCUGCUCGGUUGGGGAAGCGACCCAGUGGGGAGUGACCUGUACAGCUACGUCACAGAUGUAUGGAGAGGGAGCGGCGAAAGAAAUGCCCUCUGUUUGUUUCUCCAAAUUGGGUGUAGAAAAAACGGAAAUGCCAAUGAAGAUGGGAGGAGGAAGGAAAAUCAUACAGAACUGUUACACAAAAUAAACAUGAACAAGGUAAGGAAACUGGCAGACGAUGAGCCGAACAAAGAUUUAGUGUCAUACGUUAGUAAGGCAGAAGCGAACUACACAGUGGUAAACCUGUUUGAGUACUUCGUUAAGGGAAAGAAGAGAGAUAACGGAAAAAAUGAAAUCUAUGUAGGUAAUACUAAUACACUACAGAGGAUUGUAAUCAUAUGCUUCAAGCCGACUCUAAAUUUCUCGCACAUCAUUACCCAGCCUAGUGAUGCCCUCUACAAAAUCAUAAAAGACGAAGAAGGAGAAAUAGUGACGAAGAGGGAUUACCCUCUUUUAUUUUAUGCAGAAGAGCCUAGCUGGGGAAUGAAGAAUGUCAUGUCCACUGGGAUGAUUGAGUUCUUUGCACCUCCAUUUGCCAAAUUCGCUGCCGACAUUGUAAUUAGAUGUGCCAACACAGAAAUAAAUGAGACGUACCCUUUUGAGGACGUGAUUAAGAUCCGUAUUCGAAUUCCACGUAGUAAUGAAAAAAUAGUAGGCCUGAGCACAGACCCCAAGGAUAGAGAGAUUUUCGAACAAAUAGUAGACGAGGAUGUCGAUGAGUAUGAAUUUGGAACCUAUAACAACAGAGUCAUAGGGUUAAAAUUGGCAGAUGCAGAACUAGAUCCAGAAAAUUGCUUCAAAGUGGUUUAUUAUGGAGAUAAGAAACUUUCGCUAGAAGUUGAGUACCAAUUCUCUAGGUGCUUAAUUUUGGAUAGACCCGAAUUUAAGCUUCGGUAUUUUUACCUCAAUAAGAAAAACGUUGGAGACGAGUUUUCUUUUUCCUGCUCCUUCACUUACAAGGGGAAGAAGAAGACGGCCACGUUUGGAGAAGACGACAUCAGUCCAUUGACGGAUAUGUAUUUGAUAGAACCAGACAGGAGAGAGUUCCAAUACUUUAAUGGAGUUCCCUACAAAAUUUGCCACUUUGAAUAUGAUGAGGAGAAGAAAAACUCCACACAGGUGUGCGAAAGGACGAUCAACGAGUUCUCUCUCUUUGUGUACAACUGCGAGACGAUGGAGAGUGGGCAGCUUCAGUCGGAAGAUCCAGUAAAAACGGUGAAGUAUCUAAAUGAGACCCAUCCUCUGGAAGAUUUCAGCGAUAUCACCUUUUUCUCCAAAGAUGUAGACAUAGAAAACGUACGCUGGAAAUUUCCAGACUACAAGUACUUCAUGACAGCCUACAUUAACCAUGGCCCGCAUCCCCUCAUCAUCGAAUGUGUCAUUCCUAAUAAAGCGAAGGAUACCUUCCAGAAGGCGAAUAUUCUCCUCUACGUAAAAACCAAUUUGAAGGAUAAGACAGUCUCCUUCUGCGAUUUUAAAAGCUCCAGAUUAUAUGAUUAUCUGAAUACAUACAUCAGAGGGGACACCUGCGAAAUUAACGUCACUUCGAAUAGCACCUUUGGAUUUAGAUGCCCAGAUGCAACUGUGAAGAAGCCUAGUUAUUGUUUUGUCGAAAUGUACUACCUCGGAUAUCUCUACCGAUUAGAAGAUCUCUUCGCGAAAAAUAUCGUUAUAUACUCUUAUAAAGACCCCAAGAUUUCCCUAGCCGCCUUCACUAGCAACCUCACGAGGUCUUACUCGGUGGAGUGCUUCUGCGUCCAGGAGAGUAACCACAAUAAGAUAGAGAAGAGAGUGACAGUAAAUUACAUAAAUGAGGACCAAGUGUAUGAUUACAAUCCCAUCCCCAAAGUACCGUACGAAUCGGUGAUAUCACACCCGAUGAAGACUCACCUUUGCGAUUUUUUGGGAAAUAAUUCAGUCCUUAAGCCGACGAGGAAGAAGCCAGUAAACUAUAUCUGUGAUGUCUUUCCCAAGCCGAUGGAUUAUAUCGCCAUGAACUGUCCUACCAAUCUUAUCGAUGAAGAGAAUGAAAAAAUCCUCUCCGAUCUGCUUUACAAAUAUGAAAAUCCAGGAAUAAAGGAACAAAUAAGGGCCUUCGGAAAGAAGAGAAACAACUACUCUAUGUCCUUUCACCUGCCGAAAGAAGCCCCCUCCUACGUAAUCAAUCGUUACAUGCAAAGCGUAAAACACAUUGAUGAAAUGAUCCCAGGGGUUCUAGUCAAAGAUACGGUUAAUAUCAAGAUAGCUAGAAUGAAGAAGACAGUUGCAGGGAUGGAAGACCCUUCCCUACCACCAGACGAAGAUGACGAAAUUAAUAAAAUGUAUGCCAGUCAUUUGGGACUCCCGAAUAGUAUUCACGAGGGACUCUUUAUCUUCCAGCUCCCACCUUACAUAAAACGAAAUGCCAUCAUCGAAUUCGCAUGCAUUAAUGAUAAGACGAAAAAGAUGGGCAACACAGGAAACAACGGCAUUAUGUCCGUCCAUCUCAGGACGGAAGGGAUGAAAGUUCACGGAUGCCACUUCUACAAGAAUAAGGAAGAAAACAGCAUUUUGAAGAACCAGAUAAAAGUGGGUUCUAACCAGGACUGCGUUGUGCAGAGUAAUGGCGAAAUUGAAUACAUAGGAAUAAUUUGUCCAAUUCAGAGCAAGUUAUAUUUGACCCCCCCGGGGUGUUUCCAAACAGCGUAUAAUAGCUCCGAUGCACUUCUUCAGCUCAGCAGCUACGAUAAGGAUUUCAGAAACUUCACCAAUGAUAAGGGUGUCUCUUAUUUGAAGAUCCCACAAAGCUUUGUCGGUUACCUGAACAUCUUCUGCUACUGCAAUGAGGAACCGCCACCAUCGGAGGUAGCCGGGUUGGUUGCAGCUCCGAAGAAGGAGAACAAAAUUAACAUCGAGCUGAAUGUCUCCAAUAGGGGCGUCACUAAUGUACAGAAAAUAGACCAGCUCUACGAGUCAGACUUCCUCAUAGGGAACGAAUUCGUCGAUAAGAGGCCCACGCCAAUAAUGAGAAAGAAACACAUCUGUGAUUUUACCAGGGAGGAUAGCUCCUUGGCUCCCCAGGACGAGUUGCUCGCCAUAAACUCCUGCUUCGUCGAUCUGGAGGAGAACCUCAGCCUCGUGGAAGUACGCUGCCCGAGGAACGUCAAUCCGCCUGCCUCCGACCGCUUCGGCGCUAUGCGCGGAAUGCGCAGUGCUGCAAGUGUCGGACUGGUUAGUAGUAGCCGUAUUGCUGGUACCGCUGGAGUGAUGACCGGACAUGGGCUCAACGGGGCCCUCCCUGCGGAGGAUGAACCCCUCAGCGAGGAAGAGCUCAGCAAAUACAAGCAGAUCAAAUAUGUGCCGGAAGAGUUCGAAGACGUAGUCCACAUGAGCGAAAAAAAAAAGCUGCAAGACAUCCUCCCAGGAACGAUAAUCCUCGAUCGAAGUAAAAAGUUCGGAGAAAAGGGAAGAUUCACAUUCAUCACCCCGCUGAUAGUCCAAAACGACAUAGUCAUAAAACUCUCCUGUGAUAACUCCGAAACGGUUAUCGGGAAUAAAAAGGGAAAAAAGGGAGUCAUUGUUGUAAAAAUACCCAAGCGAGUAACAAACAAAAGGUUCUACGGGUGCGACUUCUCUGGAAAUUCUAAUAAGACAUUUUACUAUUCCGAGGUGCAUUCUCUAACCAACUCGGAUAAGGAGUGCCACAUCGGGUUAAAGGAAAACAUCAUCGUCAGUUUGAAUUGUCCAAAUGGAAAAAUCAAUCCAAACAACUGCUUCCACAAUGUAUAUAUAAAGAGCACUAUGGAUCAGGAAAACAUAGAAAACGUGGAAAACAUCUUUAACGAUGUGAAAGUGAUUAAUACGAAUUAUCUGUUGAAAAAUUCGUCUGCUUUUUUGAUCAUAUCGAAGAUGAGCAAUACGAGGGACCUUAACUUUUACUGCACCUGUGAGGAUUACGAUAGUAAGAAUGUGGGCACUAUAUUCCUUAACCUGCCCCAGAACCCAUCUUCCACAUCUAAAGACAAGUACGCCUCGGAAAAGAGGCUCGUUCUUGAUGUGCCCCCAUAUUAUACCAAAGAGACUUAUGUUUGUGACUUUAGUGAUCGCCAUUACAACAUUGUGAAUCGGUCAAGUGUAGACAUGGAGAAACUGUUGAGUAAAUAUUUGCAGGAUAUUCUCUCCUACCAACGCGAUGAAUUCACACACUUCAGUUUGAAUUUUAAACUGAGAAAGGAAAUCAUGAAGAAGCAGUAUAUCGAAUAUGUUAAGAAACAGAUCCAGCAUUAUCGGGACAAUCCCCCCAAGGUGGAGGACUACCCCGACCAUACCCUCGUCUACAAGUGCAACAUCGACUUGAGUGCCUUUGACAAAUUUGCGAUUAAGUGUCCCUCCAGGAAGGGAAGUCUCCCUUCUAGUGAGGAAGGCCUCCCUUCUAAGGAACCACAACUUAGUGCACCUCGUCUGAUAUACGCGUCCAGUCUGGGUAACGACCCCAUCUCUAUGGUAAAAGGAUUGAAUAACCUCCUCUUCGGUACCAUCAUUGUUAACAAAACAGAGGAACAGAACGUUUCCUUUUUCGAUAGAGGAGAACUCGAACUUAUUAUAUCUCCCUAUGCUGACUCGUCGAAGAAUCUAAGUUUCUCCUGCGAGAGUAUGGGACAAGACGGAGUCAAUCGCGUCAUCGGUUAUGCUUCCAUAUUUGUAAAAAAAAAUAACAACAAAAUUCUGGGCUGCGAUUUUAUAGACCCUUCAGAUGUUACCAAACAGGUGCAUCCACCCAGAUCUAGAGCAAAAGAAACAGGCGAUGUUACCACUACAUACAGGAACAACUCCUUCGAAUUCGAGAUCGAACUCGUGGAGGGGAAAAACAUAUACUGUAACAUUGAAGCGAUAGAGAACGACGUCGUUGGGUUCAGCUGCCCGCAUAACUUCCUCACUGCCCCUGAAAAUUGCUUCGAGUCGGUGCAGAUAGAGGGGGUAGACAAAGAACUAGAGACACACAAGCUAGAGAAGCUACUCAAAGGAGUCCAGAUUCUUAAAAAUAAAAUAUAUGAUGUUAAUUUUACCCCGACUUACAUCAUCCUUCCGAAAAAAAUACCCAAAUCGAUGAAAAUCUUCUGCACAUGCAACUCGGUGAAGCUCAUAAAAACGGGAAUCAUCCAGAUUAACAUCAUCGGGGACGAUUUGAAUAAUUGGUUUAAGAAAGAGAUCACUCACAAUAUCUUCGCGUACGAACGGGGUAGCUACUUUUACGACUUCUCCUCUGGGCCACUCAACAUCAGCUCUGAGAACGUACUCGAUAUAGAUGCUCUCCCCAUGGGGAAGCGAGCCAAGGGAAGUCGCCAUAAUCUACAAGGCGUAGUAGCAACACCGGGGUUUGGAAGCAGAAAUGUGGAGCUCCUCGCGCUAGGAGAUGAAGAAGAGGAGGGGGAAGAAGACGAGGAUGAAGCGGAGGACGAUGAGGAGGACGACGACGACGAAGUGGAGGAAGAAAACGUGUUAAACCCAAUGCGCACAAAACAGGUGCACGAAAUCACCGUAGCGACAUCGGAAUUCAGCUCCGUGAAGGUUGUGUGCCCCUUGAGGAAUGCCCAACACUUCAGGCAGUCCAAAAUCAGCCCAGAAAAUUUCUUCGAGUAUGUCUAUGUCAUCGAAAAGCAUGCCACCAAAGAUGAGCUAACCGAAGCGGAGAAAGAAAAGAUGGUCACGGAUCUGGUGCAGGGAAAAACAAAAGACUCUCUAAAUAGCGAUGAAGAUGCAGAUGGACCGAAGAAAAGAGAAAACGAAAAGGAUAGAGAUAAAAACGAAAUGAAGGUCGACUACGACGAGAUGGGGAACAAAAUAAUCGUCGUCCUAAAGACAGAGAGACCCAAAGCAACAAUCGAAGAUGCAGAAAAAUUCGAUCAUCCCAAUGAUCAGAAAGAGGAACAGAAAAGAAAAAAAGAAAUCCUAACAAUAAAAAACAUAAACGACGUUAUAGAGUUUGUUCAUCACGAAAAAGAAAUCAAUGAAAAUACCUAUGCGGGGACGAUUCAUUUUUCUCCUCUCCUUCUGAACGAAGCGAAGUUUUUCAUUUCCUGCGACAAUUCGCUGACAUUGAAUGAAAGUAGAAGAGGGAAAACCGGGAUCGUUAAAGUUGUCGUGAAGCCAAACUAUGUGAAUAUAUAUGGGUGUGAUUUUGUUGGUGAUUACUCUACUCAUUUUUACUUCAGCCAGAAGUGGGAAUUCGUCCCGAAAAAUUACGUGUGCGAAGUACAAGUGGAGGAUGACUCCAUAGUAGGGUUAGCCUGCCCUUCACACACCAAGUUGUACCCAUCAGAUUGCUUCGAUAGUGUCAUUAAAGAUAACAUGAUUCACAAAAAGGAUUCUCUAAUAGAAGCAGUUAAUAUGUUCAUCUACAAAGAGAGGAACAAACCGAUUCUUUCCUUCAUCCAGGUGAAGCACAUUUUCGCUAGCCACUUUUCCUGCAAGUGCUACGAUUCUGCCAAAGGUGACUACAAAGAGGUCACCAUCAAAAUUAACUACGAGCCGUAUGUCAUGGGGACGCCCAGAAAGAACCUUGGCGGCGCGGUCAUUCAGUACAGCGAUGUAGACCUGCGACUGCCCUCCGUGCAGCACUGA
Plasmodium inui San Antonio 1 is the source of this 6723-nucleotide messenger RNA. RefSeq lists its product as hypothetical. Lineage: Eukaryota; Apicomplexa; Aconoidasida; Haemosporida; Plasmodiidae. The transcript has a single exon. Gene Ontology annotation, biological process: symbiont entry into host. The record is from RefSeq and is a predicted model, not a curated record. The coding region runs from base 1 to 6723 and encodes 2240 amino acids. Gene Ontology annotation, cellular component: plasma membrane; cell surface.